Messenger RNA from Hymenoscyphus albidus, 2913 nucleotides. NCBI's taxonomy places the organism in Eukaryota, Fungi, Ascomycota, Leotiomycetes, Helotiales, Helotiaceae. The record is from the annotation of a GenBank genome assembly.
CAUGCAUCAAGGCAGCCCAGCACUCUCUGUACCAGGCAACGUUAACCGCGCUGCUGCUGUUGCCGCAACUGGAAAGCAUGCCCUUACCCUUUCACCAUCAACACCUCACCUCUUCCACCUCACAGCAUAAUGCUCAACAGUCGCAUUUGCCAUUGGGUACCGCUUCUGGUGUUCUACAAGCAACUCAGUCUCUAGGCUCUGUCGCAGCACCUCAAUCCCUCUCUCAAAGCGCAGCUCCCGACCGCCUCUACGCUUCCAGUGGGAAUCCUUCGCAUUCGACCUCUGGAGGAUAUAAACACACCUCGCUCUCGACCUCCUACGGCCACGCUUCCAACGGCUCGUCCUCAUAUACCGCCCCAAGAAGCGCAAACGCGGCCGUAACCCCGCUAUCUAGUGGCCCUCCGCGGACUCGACACGCAGACUCACAGCAGACGAGUGCAGGCGCCGGCGCAGGCAGCAUGGCUUCUCAGAGAGGCGCCUUAUCUCCACGAGAUUACACUCCAGCGGGGCCCCGAAUUGGAAUCGAGCAAUCGACUUCAGAGGCAGGCCAGUAUCACAGUGGGAUUGGGCAAUUGCCGGGAUCCCUACAGCCCGGUCGACCAGCGCCAAUAUCUGCAAACACAGCUCCCUCCGGCCCUACUGCAAAUUCCAACAUGUCACAAGAGCAAUACCCAACUCCCUCACGGUCGAGUGGACUGGGCCUCUCUCACAAUUACACGCGAUCGAGUCCAGCAGGCUUCGAUGGGCAAGGCUAUGCGCCAUACGGCUCUACAACGCCUGGGGUCAACGACUACACGUCCCCAACAUCCAAAUAUACCCCUCAAAAUGCGCAACGCACCGUCUCCAAUACCCCUCUAGGCCUCGCAGAUAUUCGUCCCCGCGCAGACUCUGGCCAGUCAGACGGCCCAACUGGAGCAAAUCCUUAUUCAUAUGACGGCGCAAAUGCGGUGCCCACGAACAGCAAUUAUCUAGCACCAUGGGCCAUCUAUGCGUUUGACUGGUGCAAAUGGCCCGCUCAAGGUCGGGAUGGAGGAAAGGUAGCUGUUGGAAGUUAUCUGGAAGACGGCCAUAAUUUUGUAAGCGACCCCGUCUUCCUCUGGUUGUGCUGAGCUUAUAAAUUCUUGUCAUAGAUUCAAAUUCUCGACUCCCAGAUUACACCCCAACAAUCCGAAUCGUAUACGCCGGGUGCUCAAAAACUGGGCUUGGACUUCGUGAAGAUUGCCGAAGCGACCCAUUCAUAUCCAGUCACUCGUUUACUAUGGGAACCGCCUUCUUCGCAGAAACAAUCCACCGAUCUUCUUGCUACAUCCGGAGACCACUUAAGACUGUGGUCGCUACCUUCAGAAACGCCGCUUGCCUCCCCAGGGAAUUCGAUAACUCGUUCAGCGAACCACGGACGCGAUCAACCAACUAGCAAGCUCACUCCUUUGGCCCUUCUCUCCAACUCGAAAACACCUGAACAUACCGCCCCACUGACUUCUCUCGAUUGGAAUACCGUUUUGCCAAGCUUGAUAAUCACCUCUAGCAUUGACACAACCUGCACAAUCUGGGAUAUACCCACGUUGACUGCAAAAACGCAGUUGAUUGCGCACGAUAAGGAAGUUUUUGAUGUGCGGUUCUGUGCCAACAGUGUGGACGUUUUCGUCAGCUGUGGUGCGGAUGGUAGUGUUAGAAUGUUUGAUCUGCGAAGCCUGGAACAUAGCACAAUUAUUUACGAACCUACUGCCAAGGAUGAUAAAGGUAUUGCCCCGCACCCAGUUCUUGAAUGACGUUUAAUACUUACAAAUUUGUAGAUGCAAGUCCUGGAGGUGGAAGGAUAAGUCCUACCUUAGCACAACAGACAAUGUCUUAUGCCCCACCACUUUUGAGACUGGCUGCUUCACCACAUGAUACCCACCUUCUUGCUACUUUCUCACAAGAUUCCAACAUUAUUCGUAUACUUGACGUACGACAACCCGGUCAGGCAUUACUGGAGCUCAGAGGACACUCUUCAUCGGUAAAUUGCAUUGAGUGGUCACCAUCUCGCAGAGGAACUCUGGCUUCUGGAGCAGAUGAUUCGCUAGUUCUCAUUUGGGAUUUGCUGAGUCAAAGUACUUCUCAUGCAUCUCCUGCACCAGCUUUGAACGGAGCGCCAGCGCCAGAUAAUAGUCGAGGGCCUGCUUCAGCAUGGCAAUGCGAUUACGAAGUUGGCAAUAUCAGCUGGGCACCACACAGUGGCCUCAAAGGCGACGGGUCGGAAUGGCUAGGUGUCAGUGGCGGCCGAGGAGUUUGGGGGGUAAAGAUGUGAAGGAAUCAAUCUCAUGUUUUUGAUGAUUUGAUGACGAUCUUCUGGCACUACAAGCGAGCGAGCAAAAGAGAAAAGAAGAUCUAUAAAUGGGAAAAAUGGAGCGUUCACGUUAAACACACUCAUAUAUUCAUUCGUAGUCUAGCUGGGCGUUUUCCGGGGAAUCGCUUGAAGUUCUUCAUCUUCAUAUUUGCUAUCACCCCGAUGGAUGGUAAUAGAAGCUGCUACGUGAAUCUCGUAACGCUGAAGAUCUGUUGGGAAUGGGACCUCUGUGCAAAAACAUCCUACAUUUAAUUAAUUUCUUGGGCGGGGAAAGGGAGGCAAUGAGGAAAGGAAAGGAAGGCGGGUAGGGGUGGACGGACUGGGAUUGAGGAUUGAGGAUUACGUGCAGCUGGAUGAGAUAUGAACGAAUGCAAAUCAACUAGAAGGGAAACCUUUUACCUAGCCACCCAGCUACUCUUUGUCUGCUCUUUACUGCUCCGUGUUGUAUUAUACAUGGGGAUUAGCGUGGCAGGAUUGAGAUAGAAGAGGAUAAAUAUUUACUACAUUCCUCUUUCGGUGACGAGAGUAGAAGAGGGUGGCACUUGGUACAGCUUGUUGAUUCUUAAGUAGGAAUGACCUACAACCCC